CAUCUCGGUCGAAUGCUCAGGUCACAGCCUAGAACAUUCCUAGCAUCCAUUCGCAACGUCUACUGCGCUUCGCCCAUCAUGCCCAAACGAGCCGCACCUGCCUCCUCCUCUUCUUCCGCACCUGCAGCUACGGCCUCGAACCCCCUCUCGAUCGAUUAUGCCCAGAACCCUACAGCCUACCGCAUCCUACGGGGAGAGAUGAACGUGUUCAAGACGAACCCUUAUUCGGCCGACUUGAAACCGUUGUGGAGGUUCAAGGAUGAGGCGGCGGCGAGGAAGAGCUCGGAGGCUCUGUGGGAGAGGUUCGUCGGGUAUCGUGACAAGAGCGAUUUCGUCGGCAUGGAUGUUACCCGCAAAUUCCUCCAAAUGGGCUAUACCCGCUCAACUCGGUACGCUCUUCGCCCCUCUGGACGUAAAUACAACCCAUCGACGGGGGCAGAAAUGUCCCGCACGGGAGAGAUUUGGGACGAGGAAAAGUACCGGGGAGCGAGUGUCUUCAAAGAUGCUUGGAAGAGGGUCGAGGGGGAUGAGAUGUACGCGUCGGAGAGAGCGAGAUGGGAGGUCGAAGUCGAGGGGAAGAGACCGAAGGCCAUAUUGAAGACGGGAUUGAAAUCGGAACCGGAACCGAUCGGUGCGACUGGAAACAGGCCCCAUGUGGAGACUGAGGACAGGAACAAAGUCGAGAGUAUGCAUUCACACGAGGACGACGCAUCAACAGGGUCACAUUCGAGAAAGAGAGAGAGAAAUAUCAAAGUCGAACCCUCGGACCUAGAGCAAGAGCAAGACCAAGACCUCCUCCGGUCGAUCAAAGAGGACGAGAAUGACGAGCUCGGCAGGAUCAAAGGUCGAAACGAAGCGGGUGAUGACGAGGUAGCCGAAGACGUCAAACCGGCUAAAAGGCAAAAGACCUCGCAAUCAUGCUCCAGCUCGAAACCCUCGCCAAAGCAUGAGACGCCGAUGAAAGCAAAGACAAGGGAGGUUGCGAAACCGAGACGUAUCCAGGACGGGCCGAAGCGACGGACGAGGAGCGAUGGGCCUGUUAAAUUCGAACCGGAUGUAUAGAGGACGAACGAGGACGUAAUAUACAUAGUCGGGCUGUUUGUUCUUCGCAACAGAUUCACGCUGUCAAGGGUAUGUAGCCAUGAAUUCAACACUACUGUAUUCGUAAUUUAUGACUCGAUAGUCAGCUCGAUCUCGAUAUGAUAUGUUUCAACAAGAA
This is a messenger RNA of Filobasidium floriforme, 1219 nucleotides long. RefSeq lists its product as uncharacterized. The record is from RefSeq and is a predicted model, not a curated record. The coding region runs from base 13 to 1062 and encodes 349 amino acids. The transcript is spliced from 3 exons. Lineage: Eukaryota; Fungi; Basidiomycota; Tremellomycetes; Filobasidiales; Filobasidiaceae.